ACUGGGCGCGUCCAAUGACUGGGGGAUCCCGGCGAGCAACAUGACUAAAAAGAAGCGGGAGAACCUGGGUGUCGCUCUGGAGAUUGAUGGGCUGGAGGAGAAGCUGUUGCAAUGUCGGAGGGACCUGGAGGCGGUGAACUCCAGGCUCUAUGGGGCGGAGCUGAGCCCAGAGGCCAGGAAGUCUCUGGAGAAGGAGAAAAACAGCCUGAUGAACAAAGCCUCCAACUAUGAGAAGGAGCUCAAGUUGCUUCGGCAGGAGAACCGGAAGAACAUGCUGCUCUCCUUGGCCAUCUUCAUCCUCCUGAGCCUCAUCUACGCCUACUGGCCUAUGUGAGCCUGCGGUUUCUCCAGUCAACAGCCCAGUCACAGCCAAGCAGGCCCUUUAGGACUCAAGAGGACCAAGGUACAAGGGGCAUUUCUACCCCACCAGACACUGAGCAGGGCUUCCUGCUGGCUCAGCCCCUCCUGCUUCCGCUCCUGGUCUCCAGGACUGUGCAGGCUCCUCCCUUAGCCCAAGGGAGAGGCAAUAAAGAACACCCAGGCGGCUGUGUGCUGA
Messenger RNA from Myotis myotis, 556 nucleotides. RefSeq names its product coiled-coil domain containing 167 (gene CCDC167). The transcript is spliced from 4 exons. Lineage: Eukaryota; Metazoa; Chordata; Mammalia; Chiroptera; Vespertilionidae. Bases 41 to 334 code for a protein of 97 amino acids. The record is from RefSeq and is a predicted model, not a curated record.